Messenger RNA from Hirsutella rhossiliensis, 864 nucleotides. RefSeq lists its product as uncharacterized. Lineage: Eukaryota; Fungi; Ascomycota; Sordariomycetes; Hypocreales; Ophiocordycipitaceae. Bases 1 to 864 code for a protein of 287 amino acids. The record is from RefSeq and is a predicted model, not a curated record. The transcript has 2 exons.
AUGGCCACCUUUUUCGUCGGCUGGGAGCUGUGGCAGGACAUGACCUUUGUUCUGGCCUGCUGCAUAGUCCUCGUCUUCCUCUUCGGCGUCGUCAGGCUGUGGUUGAGCAACCGGAAGCUGCGCAAGCACGAGGUCAUCGACGAAGAGCGCCGGGUGCGCCUCGCAGAGAUGCGACACUGCGGCAUCGAAGCCCUGCGAACAACAAACGAGAUUCCCUUUGGCGUCCGCGCCCUCGAGAGCGGCGUCGAGGUCGAGGGCAUCUGGAUAUCGCGGUCUAAUACGCCCGAUGGCUGCCACACCCCGGCCUCGGCUGCGCCCAUGGACGAGCAGGGUGCAGGCAAGGGCAAGGAGAGAAUGGUCGAGCUGGGACGGCGUCACAGCCCUGAUGCGCCCUCUCGGACGACGACGAUGCACAGGGCCAUGUCACCAGCGGAACCGUCGAGCGAUCCCGACAACGCCUCGAUGGAAGAAGGUCGGCCGUCUGGGGAACCACACCCUAGGCUGUAUACGCCCACGGGGUUCCGCAACGACCAGCGGGCGGUCCACGAUUCGCGCCUGUCUCGUGGCUGGAGGGCAUCCGCGAUUGCGCUGUCCGAUACGCAGCAGCGCCCGGUCGCGGCCGGGCCCGUCCCCGGCCGGCCUUGGAUCGAUUUCCCCAGCGACGCGGCGCCCUAUGGCGCGGCCGCGGUCUACGCCAACAGGAGCACGAGGCGGCUGAACACGGGGUUCGAGGUGCUCCCCGCCGGCGUCCUCGGGCCCAGGCAAGAGUUCCUGGCCCACGGCGACGCAGACGGGUGCGAGGUCGAGGUCGGCAACAUCCGCCAAGGACAGUCGUCCAAGUUGCAGAAGAGGGCCCGCGGUUGA